AUGGCACAAACCUACCCCGUCCUCCCAGAGAAACUCCUCCUUAUUUCACUCAAAAUGUACUUUACCCCAUCUCGCACUCUCGAUUACAUGCGCAACCUCCUAGACCCUGCCAACGAAAUCGUCAACCCCGCAAAUAGCAACAAGCUCCUCCUAGCUCUAAUCCCCGAUUUCCUAACCAUCUGGCCCUGCGCCGAGAUCCUAAAGGAAUACGAAUCCCAGCUCCUAGCAUCCGGCUCCAUAACUCCAGGAUCCUCUCCGUUCCUCCUCGGCGCUCAGGACUGCAUGUGGGAACAAUCCGGCGCGUUCACAGGCGAAGUCUCCCCCGCCUCCAUCCGCGCUUUGGGCUGCUCAAUCGUCGAACUUGGCCACGCAGAGCGCCGCGCGCUCUUCGGCGAGACGGAUGAGCAGACUGCGCGGAAGGCUGCAGCCACCUGUACGCAGGGUAUGGUUCCCCUCGUCUGCGUUGGAGAGAUUACGGCUCCUGGCGCUGUUGCAUCAGAGGCGGUCGGACAGGCUGUGAGUGAGUGUGCGGUUCUUAUCCGUGCCGUCCUCGCUGCUAUUCCGGUCGAUGCACCGGUGAUCUUUGCUUAUGAGCCUGUCUGGGCGAUUGGGAAGCCGAAGCCAGCUGGGGUGGACCAUGUUGGGGCCGUCGUGGAGGGAAUCAGGGGCGUGAUCGGGUCACGGCCUGCGAGGGUUUUGUAUGGUGGUAGUGCUGGCCCUGGGCUUUGGGGUGCGGGUGGACUCGGUAAGGCCGUUGAUGGAAUGUUUCUUGGGCGAUUCGCACAUGAAAUCGAGGGUGUGCGGAAGGUUGUCCGUGAAGUGGAGGAGAGUCUAGGUGUUGCGCCAUAA
Molecule: messenger RNA, 849 nt
Organism: Penicillium odoratum
Lineage: Eukaryota; Fungi; Ascomycota; Eurotiomycetes; Eurotiales; Aspergillaceae
Product: triose-phosphate isomerase
Exons: 1
Coding region: 1-849 (282 amino acids)
Biological process (GO): gluconeogenesis; glyceraldehyde-3-phosphate biosynthetic process; glycolytic process
Cellular component (GO): cytosol
Molecular function (GO): triose-phosphate isomerase activity
Source: RefSeq, a predicted model, not a curated record